Molecule: messenger RNA, 216 nt
Organism: Diutina rugosa
Lineage: Eukaryota; Fungi; Ascomycota; Pichiomycetes; Serinales; Debaryomycetaceae
Exons: 1
Coding region: 1-216 (71 amino acids)
Source: RefSeq, a predicted model, not a curated record
AUGGCCAUCUCCGUCCCCAUUUUCUUCAACAAGGACUUCAACGUCUACAACCGGGUCUACACCACCUUCGACACCUUCCUCUACUACGUCAUCAACAUCUUGAUGUGUGUGUUGAUCUUUGGCGAGAUGGUGGUGGAACAGGUGGAGCUGGUGUGGUACCUGAUAAACAUCGUCAAGGCGCUGGUCCAGCACAAGCUUUACAAUAAUAUCAACUGA